CUCUCUCUGCGAGCUGUUAGUCAUUUCUCUCAGUGUAAGGAUUUAUUUUUGUACUGUUGGAGCUGGGGGAGGGAAUACAGACCGAAUGAAUGAGUUUCUUUUAGACCUUCGUUCCUUCCAUCCCUCCCUUGUUUCCUCCCUCAAAUUGCCACUUCUCUCUUGCUCCCUCUCUCUCUCUUUCUCAGCGAGAAUUCCUCCAUACCUGUCUGAGCAGGGAGCGUAAGACCGCUGUAGGGCAGAGGAGAAAAAGAAAUAAAGAAAACAAAGGAGAAAAGAGAAGAAAGGGAGUCAAGAGGAGAGCAGGAGGAACACAUUUAAAGCUCAUAAACAGGAGGGAAGUGUGUUUGAGACAGAGCUAUCAAGGUCUAGAGCAUUCAAAUUUGCCUUUCCGCCUCCCUGCUGGGCUGUUUUUUAACUUUCUGAGACCAGCGGCUAUUUUGGUCCGUCAGUGUCGGAGCGGUUUAGGAUGGAUGCCAUCAUGCUGCAAGAAAAACUGGUGGAACGGCUGCUGUGCCCACGAGUGAGAACUGCCAGACAGAAGGAGAAACAGUAUGUGGGCUUUGCAACUCUGCCUAACCAGGUCCACAGGAAGUCUGUGAAGAAAGGCUUCGACUUCACGCUGAUGGUGGCAGGAGAGUCCGGUAUGGGAAAAUCCACUCUUGUUAACAGCCUGUUCCUCACAGACCUCUACAAAGACAGGAAGCUACUGAACGCUGAGGAACGCAUUAAUCAAACUGUGGAGAUCAUCAAACACACCGUGGACAUCGAGGAAAAAGGAGUGAAGCUUAAGCUGACAAUUGUGGACACACCAGGGUUUGGAGAUGCCGUGAACAACAAUGAAUGCUGGAAGCCGAUCACAGACUACAUAGAUCAGCAGUUCGAGCAAUAUUUCAGGGAUGAGAGCGGGUUGAACAGAAAGAACAUCCAGGAUAACAGAGUCCACUGCUGCCUCUACUUCAUCCCUCCAUUUGGGCAUGGGCUUCGUCCGGUGGACGUUGAGUUUAUGAAGGCUCUACAUGAAAAAGUGAACAUUAUUCCACUCAUCGCAAAAGCCGACUGCCUCACGCCCAACGAGAUAAAAAAGCUUAAAGACAGAAUAAGAGAGGAAAUAGACAAGUUUGGGAUCAAAGUGUACCAGUUCCCUGAAUGCGACUCUGACGAGGAUGAGGAGUUUAAACAGCUGGACAAAGAGCUGAAGGAGUGCACCCCGUUCGCUGUGAUUGGCAGUAACACAGUGGUGGAGGCUCGUGGACAAAGAGUGAGGGGAAGGCUGUACCCCUGGGGGAUCGUCGAAGUGGAAAACCAAUCGCACUGUGACUUUGUGAAACUGAGGAACAUGCUGAUUCGUUCCCACAUGCACGACCUCAAAGACGUAACCUGCGACGUCCACUAUGAAAACUACAGAGCGCAGUGCAUACAGGAGAUGACCAGUAAGCUGGCUCAGGACAACCGUAUGGAGAGCCCGAUCCCCAUCCUGCCGCUGUCCACUCCAGAUGUGGACACCGAGAAACUGAUCAAAAUGAAAGAUGAGGAGCUGAAGAGGAUGCAGGAGAUGCUGAACAAGAUGCAGCAGCAGAUGCACGACAAAGAGCAGUGAUGUGCCGCAGCGCCACCUGCUGCUUAUCUCCCUAACGACAGUGAGACCUCCAGACUUUGAAAAUGGUUAUCAAGCGUCAGUGGCAACUCUGGCUGUACAUUAAUCUUCAGUUUGGUGCUUUUGUAUAGUUUGUUUGCCUGGAGGGUGGUUUUUUUUUUCCUCUGAAACUAUCCAAUCUCCCACUUUGAGCCCCUCGCUGUGGUCCUAACAUAUAAGAUAUAAACACAUAAUUUAAUAAUCAGUGUAUCUAAUUUAUAAAUGCAGUGCUAAACUUUUUGGAUUUAAUGUCAGGGUGUUUGCUGCGACAUAUUUUGUAAUGAAACGUAGGUUCUUGGUGAUGUUUCGAUUUUUGAACAUGGAUAUUGUUUUUUAUUAUGCGAUGGUGUGUUUCGGUGUGUGAAUGAUCAUUACAUUUUCUUUAAUAUUACCUUUAAUAUUACCAGGUAUGCAUCCAUAAAACUCCUUUAAAAGGUACCACAGUGAAUUUACGUCUACUAAAAUCUGAUUUUUGCUCUUCUUCAUUUGCUCAAAAAUACAUUUGUUUGGCAUUUAUUUGCAUACGGCCGGUGAAAAUCUUCUGCUCCUCUUCCAGCAUUUUGUUAAUGUGCCGAAUGAGCUGAAAAUGCUCUUCUUGCCGGUGGCUACAAUGAAUGGCGAGCCUCUGAGAUAACAAGAGUCUGUGCAGUGCAGGGUGCAUGUGCAAGCAUGUUGUCAUUACUCAUAUCCGCUAAAUGCUACUGUGGGCCUAUUUUUAUCGCUUUUUAGCCGAUGCCCUGUUGUUGAAUUUGAUGGAUCGUGGCCUACAGGAUGCUUUGUUACCACUACAGGAUCAGUAACGAGGAGCCACUACUUUGUGCUUCUGUUUAAAUAUCUCUUCUUGGAAGUGAAUUAUGCCACCAAAGUUGUGUGUCCACAGUAUGACAGAGCGUGUGUGUAGGUGUGUGUGUGUGUGUAGUCUCUGAUACUGAUGAGCUGUACAUAUUUUUUGCCUGAAGGCUGUGAGCUCAGUCUGUGUCCCAUUUACAAAGGUGUGACAAAUAAACCCCAGUUUGUCGUCA
Molecule: messenger RNA, 2655 nt
Organism: Neolamprologus brichardi
Lineage: Eukaryota; Metazoa; Chordata; Actinopteri; Cichliformes; Cichlidae
Gene: septin5a
Product: septin 5a
Molecular function (GO): GTP binding
Source: RefSeq, a predicted model, not a curated record